Molecule: messenger RNA, 1140 nt
Organism: Mercurialis annua (annual mercury)
Lineage: Eukaryota; Viridiplantae; Streptophyta; Magnoliopsida; Malpighiales; Euphorbiaceae
Product: ATP-dependent Clp protease ATP-binding subunit CLPT1, chloroplastic
Exons: 6
Coding region: 179-862 (227 amino acids)
Source: RefSeq, a predicted model, not a curated record
ACCCCUAAAUCGUAUGUAGCUUGUGUUGUGCUUCAGCGAAAUAGCAACAACAGGAGAGAGCUACAGUUGAAAUUCCAUAAAACCAGACACCCAACCUAUAAACCCUCCCAAUAAAAACCCACUCACAUCCUAAUCCUUCUCCUUGCUUACUUUCUUCAAAAUCUUAUUAUCAAUUUAAAUGGCUACUCAUACUUUAUCAUUUCUCCCAAUUUCCCUCCCUGCUUCCCAAAUUUCCACCCAAAAACCUCACCAUUCAUCUCUACUGCUCCCACUCAGCACCUUCCACGGCAACAAAUUAUUUACCAAACAAUCCAUUUUCGCCAAUAUCAUCCUCAAGUCCCAUGGCUCCACACUUUCCACGGUCUUAUCAAGUCUCCCUACCAAGAAAUAUCCGUCAGGGAAGAUGCCAAAAUGGUCUGCAAGGGCGAUUAGAUCAUUUGGUUUGGGAGAAUUGGAGGCCAGGAAGCUCAAGUAUCCGAAUACCGGAACUGAAGCUAUUCUAAUGGGGAUUUUAAUUGAGGGAACAAGUCCGGCCGCGAAGUUCCUAAGGGCUAAUGGGAUCACUUUUUUCAAGGUUCGAGAAGAAAUUGUAAACCUACUUGGGAAAUCUGACUUGUAUUUCUUUAGCCCUGAGCAUCCCCCGUUGACUGAACAGGCUCAGAGAGCCCUUGAUUGGGCUGUUGACGAGAAUCUAAAAUCAGGCGAGGAUGGAGAAAUAACCACAACUCACAUACUUUUAGGGCUUUGGUCAGAAGUAGAAUCUGCAGGCCACAAGGUUCUGGAAACUCUAGGUUUCAAUAACGAAAAAGCUAAAGAGCUCAUGGAAUCCAUGAAUGGGGAGGUUGUCUUAAGCUCUAGGUAGGGAGGUUCGUACAUUUUUCCGGAUAGCAUCUAGUUUCCUGACCCAAAACCUACCCGCAACAUCUUUCGAAAGAUGGAUGCUUAUUGGCGGAGAAAGUUCACCGUUAAGGAACUUGUUCCUUAUUGGCUUUAUUUCAAAUUCAGAAGGCUAAUGCUUCCUCAGCUAGAGAUAAUCAAAAUUCUCCUCUCUCUAUACAAGGAAAUGAGAAAUCCAUAUCCUCACUCUAUUUCUGUAACGGUGAAACUUUUCUUGCUGAUUCAGUGUGAUUUUUUUGGCUA